Molecule: messenger RNA, 681 nt
Organism: Protobothrops mucrosquamatus (brown spotted pit viper)
Lineage: Eukaryota; Metazoa; Chordata; Lepidosauria; Squamata; Viperidae
Product: neural cell adhesion molecule 2-like
Exons: 5
Biological process (GO): axon guidance; homophilic cell-cell adhesion; dendrite self-avoidance
Cellular component (GO): plasma membrane; axon
Molecular function (GO): cell-cell adhesion mediator activity
Source: RefSeq, a predicted model, not a curated record
AAAAACUCACAUUCCAGGAUGUCUCAUCACCUCAAGAAUUUGUACAGGGAGAAGAUGUACAAGUCAUUUGCCGUGUUAUUAGUUCACCAGCGCCUAUUGUCAGCUGGUUAUAUCAAAAUGAGGAACUCUCAAAUAUUGCUGACAAUAGAUUUGCCAUGUUGCCAAACAACAAUCUUCAAAUUCUUAAAAUUAAUAAAAGUGAUGAAGGAGUAUACAGAUGUGAAGGAAGAGUUGAGGCGAGAGGAGAAAUUGACUUUCGGGAUAUCAUUGUAAUUGUAAAUGUUCCUCCAACAAUUAUUUUGCUUCAGAAGUCCUUUAAUGCUACAGCAGAUCGCGGAGAGGCAGUUACUUUGUUCUGUAAAGCUACUGGUUUCCCUGAACCUGAAAUCAACUGGUACAGGUCAGGCAAACGUAUUGAGGAAAGUGAUAAAUAUACAUUAAGAGGAAGGAAUAUGGAACUAACCAUAAAAGAUAUAAAAAAUAUUGAUUCCGGUCCUUAUAUUUGUGAAGCAAGAAAUAAAGCAGGAAGAGUGACAAAUCAGACUUUCAUGCAAGUUUUUGUACAGCCUCAAAUAAUACAACUUAAAAAUGAAACCACCUUUGAAAAUGGCCAAGCCACUCUGAUAUGUGAAGCAGAAGGAGAACCAAUUCCUGAAAUUACUUGGAAAAGAGCUGUUGAUG